AUGCAGUUUAAAUUAUUUAUAGUGACAUUAGUGCUCCACUACGCAACUGCAGAUUAUUAUAGAACGAAACCUGAUUUCGUGAAGACAUGCUUCAGAAAGGAUCCAGAAUUCGACGAUUGUUCGCGACAGGCUGUUCAACAACUGUUCAAUGCCCUAGGCCCAGGAUUGCCCGAAAUCGGAGUGGAACCUCUAGAUCCGUUGAAAAUUCCAAAAAUUAGGAUCUUACAAGGCGACGACGGACCUGUGAACGUAAACGCAGCGCUUGACCACGUGACUGUAACUGGUUUCGGUAAAACAGAAGUUUUGUCCAGCAGAGUUGACCGUAAAACAUAUGAUUUUCACACAAAGAUCCGAAUACCAAAAAUAAGGAUAGAAGGGACCUAUGAACUAAAAGGAAAGAUUUUGCUAAUACCGCUGGUUGGACGGGGUCUCUGUUGGUUUGAACCAAGUAACAUGACAAUUGAUAUUAUUAGUGAUGUAAAAUUAUAUAACAAAGAUGAGUUCACAUUUUUCAAUGUCACUGCAGCCCAUGUUAAAUAUGCAAUCGGAGGUCUGAAAUUACGGAUGAAUAAUUUAUUCGACGGUAUUGACGCUUUAGAGGAAAGUACCAACACCUAUUUGAACGCAAAUUGGCGGCCAGUUUCUGAAUCACUACGAUCAGUAUUAUCUAAGACAAUAGAAGAUAUUUUACUAGGAUUUAUGCAGAAAUUAUUUCAUAACUUGCCAGGUGAUUUUAUGAUUGGAGAUAUUAAUGAUCCAUAG
Arctia plantaginis is the source of this 762-nucleotide messenger RNA. Lineage: Eukaryota; Metazoa; Arthropoda; Insecta; Lepidoptera; Erebidae. The record is from the annotation of a GenBank genome assembly.